UUCCCCGGGCUUGAAUCGCAAUCCAGGAACUGAGAAUGGGGAUCAGUAAAACCGAGAUAGACUUGAGGAGGCUGCUCGACGCUGCCCCGCGGCAGCAAAAUCAAGCCAAACUUGUGCAUUAUGUUGCUAGUUUACGAGAACAAUUGGAGAAGUUGGGUGCAGAAAGAACUCCAGAUGGUUUGCCUAGGGUGUCCAAGGUUAACGUGAAUGAAUAUUCAGACAAAAUUGAAGCCAUUGCUUCUAAACUUGCGGCUGCAUCAUUGCCUGAUAUUAAUUCGCCAACGGAGCCUAUUACUAGUUCUAGCAGAGGAAGUCAUACUGUAGAGGAAGAAAAUCACCUUCCAUCUUCCCCUGGUUUGAGAAGGAGAAAGCAGCUCUCAAAUGUUGAAGACAGAAGUCACGACAGCGCACGUGGGGAUGCAUCUACAGCCCAAGUGAAACUGGAUGCUGCAGCUCACAUGCACAUAGAAAAGCACAGAAAGCUUCAGGAGGACCUGACAGACGAAAUGGUUGUCUUGGCACGGCAACUGAAAGAGAGCAGCCUGAUGAUGCAUAAGUCGGUGCAGGGCGCCGAAAAGGUACUCGACUCGACGGAGCAGGCAAUCGAGCAAAGCUUGGCUACCACAGGUCAUGCUAAUGCCCGGGCUGCACAAGUCUUCUCACAAAGCUCCAAGACCUCGUGCCUCACCUGGCUUCUCCUUUUCGCCAUGACUUGCAUCUUCGUCAUGGUCGUGCUUCUCAUUCGCGUCACCUAACAGAAUACUUCUUUUUUGUUUGUUAAUCUUAGUUGACUUAUUCCCUCUUUUGUAUGGUAAAUACGUGCUCUAAUGCACUGGACUUGCUUUACGAAGCAGCAGCAUUUUCUUAACAAAAGUAUUAUGACUUCAUCGGACAGUUGUUAAUGACGUUGGAAUCUUAUAUCAGUAUGGACGACUUCCAUUCUUGUGCUUGCAUCUGUUUCUUAACAAACUAAUAUUAUUGAUAGAGUUUAUAGUAAUAUGUUGCCAAAAGUCCAAAAGUGAUCUAGUAAUAAUAUAUAUGAGUAUGUUAGUUAUAAUUAACGACGCAAAAAUGGAGUAUCCACAUGGGUGGGCACGUAGGUGGUUAAUCCGCGGAUUGAUAUCGAUCCACCCGCAAAUAACCCGACCCGCAUGCAAUGGGUGAUUGAUGUGGGUGGAUUGCGGAUUGUUAAAUCUUCCACCCGCACUUAUGUGGGUGGAUUGCGGGUCACCCGUAUGACCCGCAUCCUAUUUUUACGUGGAAAAAUGUUGUUUCUUAUAGUAUCGAAUAUUAAUCAUAUUUUCGAACUGCACUACAGUCUAACCAUAUACUGCAAAAGGUGGAGAAUAAAGAAUAGUUUUCACUAUUAUUAUAGUAUUAUUUGUUAUUGCAUGCAAAUUAUUGCUAAUAUCCAUUAAAUAUUGGGAUACAAACUAUAAAUUAUUAAUUGUAUC
Messenger RNA from Linum trigynum, 1454 nucleotides. NCBI's taxonomy places the organism in Eukaryota, Viridiplantae, Streptophyta, Magnoliopsida, Malpighiales, Linaceae. The record is from the annotation of a GenBank genome assembly.